This is a messenger RNA of Toxotes jaculatrix (banded archerfish), 3498 nucleotides long. RefSeq names its product extracellular calcium-sensing receptor-like. Gene Ontology annotation, cellular component: membrane. The record is from RefSeq and is a predicted model, not a curated record. Gene Ontology annotation, biological process: G protein-coupled receptor signaling pathway. Gene Ontology annotation, molecular function: G protein-coupled receptor activity. The transcript has 14 exons. Lineage: Eukaryota; Metazoa; Chordata; Actinopteri; Toxotidae. Bases 16 to 3498 code for a protein of 1160 amino acids.
GGGUUCAGGCAUGUGAUGACCAUGGCCUUUGCUAUUGAUGAGAUCAACAGAAACUCCAACCUGCUACCUAAUGUGACUCUGGGAUACAGUUUGUAUGAUAACUGUGCUUCACUUGGAAUUUCAUUACGUGCUUCAUUAUCACUGGCCAGUGGCCGAGAGGAGCAGUUUCUUCUGGAUGAGACCUGUGAGGGGGCCCCUCCAGUGCUGGGGAUUGUGGGUGAUUGUUACUCAACAUUUACAAUUGCCAUGUCAAGUGUGAUAGGAUUAUACAAACUGCCCAUUGUGAGUUACUUUGCCACGUGUCCCUGUCUGAGUGAUCGGCAACGUUUUCCAUCCUUCUUCAGAACAAUCCCAAGUGACACUUUCCAGGUGCGUGCCAUGAUUCAGAUUCUAAAACGUUUUGGCUGGACUUGGGUGGGCCUUCUGAUCAGUGAUGAUGAUUAUGGACUCCACGCUGCCCGAUCCUUCCAGUCUGACCUGGGUCCAUCUGGUGGAGGUUGUCUAGCCUACACAGAGGUUUUGCCCUGGGGUGACAACCCAACUGAACUAAGGAGAAUUGUACAUGUGAUGAAGAAAUCCACAGCUCGUGUGGUCAUUGUGUUUGCACAUGAGGGUCACAUGAUUGACCUCAUGGAGGAGGUGGUGAGGCAGAAUGUGACAGGCCUGCAGUGGAUGGCCAGUGAAGCCUGGACCACAGUUGCUGUGCUCCAGACCCCCCACCUCAUGCCGUAUUUGGGUGGCACACUGAGCAUUGCCAUCCGUCGAGGAGAAAUACCAGGGCUCAGGGAAUUCCUCUUUAAAAUACGUCCUGACCUACACCACAACAAUAGCCAUGGAAAUAACCUGGUAAAUCAGUUUUGGGAACACACAUUUCAGUGUAGAUUUGCACCACCUCCAGCUGGUUGGGUGGAAGCUGGUGGAGCAUUAUGCACUGGACAGGAAGAUCUACAUAAUGUGGAGAGCGAGUUGUUGAAUGUGUCAGAAUUCAGACCAGAGUACAACGUAUAUAAGGCUGUGUAUGCUCUGGCAUAUGCCCUUGAUGACAUGCUGCAGUGUGAGCCAGGUAGAGGGCCUUUCAGCGGGAACAGCUGUGGUACUUUGCAAAGACUGGAGCAUUGGCAGCUUGUACAUUAUUUGCAAGAAGUCAGCUUCAUGACAUCAUUUGGUGAUCAAGUGUCAUUUGAUGAGAAUGGUGAUGCUUUACCAAUCUAUGAUAUAAUGAACUGGCAGUGGCUCCGUGAUGGAAAAAUACAAGUUCAGACUGUGGGUGAGGUAAAGAAGUCAGUCUCUGGAGGUGAAGAACUCACUCUUAAUGAAGACAAAAUCUUCUGGAACUUUGAAUCUAAAAAGCCACCUCAGUCAGUGUGCAGUGAGAGCUGUCCUCCAGGGACUCGUGUGGCCAGAAAGAAGGGGGAACCUGAGUGCUGUUUUGACUGCAUCCCUUGUUCUGAGGGAAAGAUCAGCAAUAGAACUGACUCCAUGGAGUGCACCAGUUGUCCAGAGGAUUUCUGGUCCAGUCCCCAGCGUGACCACUGUGUUCCUAAGAAAACAGAGUUCCUCUCCUACCAUGAGCCUCUGGGUAUCUGCUUGAUGACAACCUCCUUGCUGGGCACAUUUAUCUGUGCUGUUGUCCUGGGCAUCUUCACCCAUUAUCGCAGAACACCCAUGGUGAGUCAUUUUGCCACAUGUUCCUGCCUGAGUAAUCGGCAGCGGUUUCCAUCCUUCUUUAGAACAAUCCCAAGUGAUGCUUUCCAGGUGGUGAGGCAGAAUGUAACAGGCCUGCAGUGGAUGGCCAGUGAAGCCUGGACAUCGGUUGAUGUGCUCCAGACGCCGGACUUCAUGCCGUACCUGCGUGGCACAUUGGGCAUUGCCAUCCGUCGAGGGGAAAUAGCAGGAUUUAAGGACUUCCUGCUAAGAAUACACCCUGACCAACACCACAACAACUAUGGAAAUAGUAUUGUAAAUCAGUUUUGGGAAGAUAUAUUUCAGUGUAGAUUUGCUCCACCUCCUGCAGGUUGGGUGGAGGCUGGGGGAGCACUAUGCACUGGACAGGAGGAUCUACAUAAUGUGGAGAGUGAGUUGUUUGAUGUCUCAAACCUCAGGCCAGAGUAUAAUGUGUAUAAGGCUGUGUAUGCUCUGGCAUAUGCCCUUGAUGACAUGCUGCGCUGUGUGCCAGGAAGAGGGCCUUUCAUCGGGCACACUUGUGCCAGUUUGCAAAGACUGGAGCCCUGGCAGCUGGUGUAUUAUUUGGAUAGAGUAAACUUCACCACAUCAUUUGGGGAUCAAGUGUCGUUUGAUGUGAAUGGCGAUGCCUUACCGAUAUAUGACGUCAUGAACUGGCUGUGGCUCCCUGAUGGCACAACAAAGAUUCAGAAUGUGGGUGAAGUUAAAGAGUCAGCUAAAGGUGGAGAACUCACACUUCAUGAGGACAAAAUUUUCUGGAGCUUUGAAUCUAAACAGCCACCCAGGUCAAUUUGCAGUGAGAGUUGCCCACCAGGUACUCGCAUGGCCAGGAAGAAGGGGCAGCCUGUGUGCUGUUUUGACUGCAUCCCAUGUUCUGAGGGAAAAAUCAGCAAUGAGACAGACUCCAUGGAGUGCACCAGUUGCCCAGAGGAUUUCUGGUCCAGUCCCCAGCGUGACCACUGUGUUCCUAAGAAAACCGAGUUCCUCUCCUACCAUGAGCCUCUGGGUAUCUGUUUGACAGCUGCCUCAUUACUGGGAACAUUUAUCUGUGCUGCUGUCUUGGGCAUCUUCAUCUAUCAUCGCAGCACACCCAUGGUGCGUGCCAACAAUUCUGAACUUAGUUUCCUGCUCUUGAUGUCACUUAAACUAUGUUUCCUCUGUUCACUGUUGUUUAUUGGUCGACCCAAACUGUGGACAUGCCAGCUGAGACAUGCAGCAUUUGGAAUCAGCUUUGUACUUUGCGUCUCAUGUAUCCUGGUUAAAACCAUGGUGGUUCUGGCUGUGUUCAAGGCCUCCAAGCCAGGAGGUGGAGCCAGUCUGAAGUGGUUUGGUGCUGUGCAGCAGAGAGGGACAGUUGUGGUUCUCACUUCUGUUCAAGCAGCAAUCUGCACUGCUUGGCUCACCACUGCCUCGCCAAUGCCUCAUAAAAACACGCAGUAUCACAAUGACAAGAUAGUUUAUGAGUGUGUAGUUGGCUCCACAGUUGGUUUUGCAGUGUUACUGGGAUAUAUUGGCUUUCUGGCUAUUCUUAGCUUCAUGUUAGCAUUUCUAGCAAGGAACCUUCCAGACAACUUCAAUGAGGCCAAACUCAUAACUUUCAGCAUGCUGAUCUUCUGUGCUGUGUGGGUGGCCUUUGUCCCUGCUUAUGUCAACUCUCCAGGUAAAUAUGCAGAUGCAGUGGAGGUAUUUGCCAUCCUGGCCUCCAGUUUUGGCCUCUUGGUGGCACUGUUUGGACCCAAGUGUUACAUAAUCCUGCUGAAACCAGAGAGGAACACAAAGAAAGCCAUCAUGGGUCGAGCAACCCCAAAGACAUAA